GUUCAACAUUAAGUAUUUAAAAAGGUAUUAAAUUUCAACCUUUAAAUUGUAUAAAUAUCACGUGAGAUAUUUCGGGUUUUUUGAAAUAAUGAAACAGUCGAAGACGGAAUUAAAACAUAUAUCGGGAAAACAGUUAUUGGUGAUUAAUCAGUUUGAUAGAAUUGUAAAAAUUAUGCGAAGCUAAGCCUUCGAGGAUGAGGAUGAGGAUUAAUAUUAUCUUGAUAACAUUUAUCUUGAAAGUUUUCAUAUUGAUUCAAGCAUUACCACGUAAUCAAAUCGAAGAAGACAUGCAAUCAUUGUUCAAUAGAAGUGAUUUAAGAUGUCCAAUGAAAUGUAACAAGGGGCCGACAUUAUUUAAGAUGUCCUGCUGUAUUUGUCAUUCAAAAUCAGAUGUUAAAAAUCUGGGACCUUUAGCAAUAGUAGACAAAAGAAACCAUUAUGGUUCGGAAAUAGUGAAUUAUGGAGAUAAGCAUGAAUUUUAUGCGUUGAGUCAUCGACAUGGCCAUCUUGAAUUUAUGCCUGGGAAUAUCUGUAAUUUUAAAGGAUUGUUCAUGAUAGAUUUGUCUUUCAACAAGAUAAAGACUUUAGACAUAAUUUCAUGCUUGACAAACUUAGACACUCUGAUGCUUCGUGGCAACAAUAUUCAGUAUAUGAAUAAUAACACGUUCAUGAAUAUGAGGUUCCUUCGUAUAGUUGAUUUAUCAAUGAAUAUAAUAAGUUUAAUGGAUCCAGGUUUUCUCUUUAACAUGAAUGGAAGUUUAUUUUACCUUAACUUAUCUUUUAAUAAGAUGCAUACUCUGGAUAUCACAAAUGCAAUUGCAACAAAACAGGAGUAUUUUUGUCUGGUAGAUUAUUCCCAUAAUUCAAUAAAAUCACUAACAAAUGAAGAGACAUGGAAACUUAAAUCGAAUUCCACAGUCGGGCACGGAGGUAUGGUGAAUCUGUCUAAUAAUUCACUUACAUCGUUUUUUGAUGUGAAUACGCUGCGUUUUCUUGGAUUUGAACACCCUCUGCUAAUUGGAAGACUUAUGUUCUAUGGGUUUGACCUUAGAGAUAAUAAAUGGAACUGUGACUGCAAAGUGUUUCAAUUUGCCAAAGCAGCAGAACGACUUGUACAGGUAAUGACAAGGGAUUACUUUGACGUUAAAUGUUAUUCACCAAUCAGCUUAAAGGAUAGACUAAUUGUUACAAUUAUAAAAGAGCGUCAAUAUGAUAAUUUAAUUUGCAAUUUAUCGUUUGCAGACAAAUGUCCGCGAAAAUGUCGCUGUAUGUAUCAACCAGCUGUCAGAAAUAGAACUCUCAUUGACUGUUCAAAUUUGCACCUCAUGACUCUUCCACACAUGCUUCCUGAUUAUAAUGUGUUAGAAGUAGAUUUAUCAAAUAACAGUCUAUAUGAUCUUUCAAAUCAGUUUGAUCAUAUUCAUAAUCAUAGACGAACUAUUAAAAACUACUUCGAGCGUAUUCGUUUUUUAAAUGUUUCAAACAACCAUAUCCAAAUAUUACCACGCUCAAAUUUGUUUCAUUUAAGGGACGCAGAAAUCGAUUUUAGAGGAAAUAUAAUUCAUUCUUUACAUAGGUCUAUUGCGGACUUAAACCCAUGCAACAUUUAUCUAGACACCAUAGAGAUGAAAUGUGAAUGUGAAGAUAUUUGGUUGCAGCAAUGGCUUCCGAAGAAUGAUUCUAAAUGUAUCAAAAAUGUACAAGUGUUGUGCCAGAUUGAGAAACAAAUAAUUGCCAUACAGUUUAUGACAAAGAAAAACCUUGGGUGUAGAAUACCGGAUACUAAUGUUAUAUGGAUCAGUGCAGUUAUCGUUGCAGCGUUCAUUACUGUCGUUUUACUGUCAGCAAUCAUAUUUUCCUUUAGAUUUGAGAUAUUUAUAAUUGGCAGGAAAUUCCUUAAACAUUUUAGGGGGACUUCUUAUCCUUUGACAUUGUAUUAUGACGUAUACAUUGCCUGCAAUGAAGAAGAUGAAAAGAUUCGUUUGUGGCUGACUACGCAUUUACUGCCUACUCUAGAGGAGAGCAAUAUGCUUAGGGUGUUUUGGCCUUGCAGAGAUAGUGAAAUAGGAGUUCCCCGUGAAGAGGAAAUGAUCAACGUGAUGUCCCAUACUAAAACGUUUAUCAUCAUUUUGAGUGAAGAGUAUAAAGCACCUGUUCGUUGGAAUGAGAAAGAAUGGAAACAUGCCUGGCACAAUUAUACACAUGAUCUGAACAAGGAAAUCGUUAUUAUUAAUUACGACCUACUGGAGGCAAAUGAAAUCGCAAAGCGAUAUCUUGGAGCUUUUCUCCGAAUUGGACAGUUUAUUGACUUUUCUAAUCACAAGAAGUCGAUAGAGAAUGAAAUAGCUUCCUUAAUAACAAAACAAGAUAACAAUUUAAAGAAAUACGAAAGAAAACACUUUUCUCAUUCUCAAAUAGAUAAUGAAAAAAACCCAUUUCUGAAACAAUAUCCUUUAUAUUCAGAGUUUCGAUGUAAGAAAUAACAGAUAUGUAUGAUAUAUUGUAUCAGUUUUUGUAUCAAUUGCGAUAUAUAAAUACACGUAUUUUUUAUUUUUUUAUUUUUCCAGUCUAAUUCAG
Molecule: messenger RNA, 2577 nt
Organism: Mytilus trossulus (common blue mussel)
Lineage: Eukaryota; Metazoa; Mollusca; Bivalvia; Mytilida; Mytilidae
Product: protein toll-like
Exons: 1
Coding region: 195-2483 (762 amino acids)
Biological process (GO): inflammatory response; toll-like receptor signaling pathway; immune response
Cellular component (GO): plasma membrane
Molecular function (GO): transmembrane signaling receptor activity
Source: RefSeq, a predicted model, not a curated record